GUUCAAGAGGGGAGAGGACUUUCUUCAUAUUCAGACAAAAUCUUGCCUGCCUCUCUACGCCUCUUGGAAAUUGUUGUCAUCACUCAGCCCCCACCUCCAUCUCUCUCUCUCCGUCUGUCAAAGUGAAACAGAGUCCAUCGUCUGUCUGUGAGGUCAUGGCGGAGCCGCCGGAAAAGCUCCUCACCGGAGUAGACGGCCAGAAAGCGGCAGAGAAGAUCAUCUUAAGGUGGGACUCAUCAUCCUCAGAUGAAGCCAGGGAUCGGAUGCUCUUCGAAGGUGACCGGCAGGAAGCUGACCGCUACCUCUCAGCUGUUGAUCUCAUCUGCAACUCCAUGCAGAACGCGUCCAUGUCCGAUAGCCGGGAUCCCGUCCGGCUAGCGAUGGCAAGGCUGGAGGAUGAGUUCAGGAACAUACUCAUCGGUCACAGCUCCCCACCGGAGCCGGAUAUUUUAUAUGUUUCUUCCUACUCGUUUUCUGAAGAUGAUGAUCAGGACGGAGAAUCGGAAGAGCAGGAAGAAGCGACGCCGACACCGCGAGCGGCGGAAACUCCGAAAUCAGUCAAAGGAAGUGGACUGACGAAGAUGGGAUCGUCGGAUAGCAUGCGGGAGAUGGACCUGAUCCCGGCGGAAGCAAUCGAAGACCUCCGAAAAAUCGCGGCCAGGAUGGUAGCGGCCGGCUACACGCGCGAGUGCAUCCAGGCAUACAGCAGCAUCCGCAAGCCCAUCCUUGACUCGACGUUCGGCCGCCUCGGCAUCGAGAGGCUCAGCAUCGGUGACGUCCAGCGCCUCGACUGGCCGACCGUGGAGUCGCUCAUCAAUCGCUGGAUCCGCGCCUCCCGCGUCUGCAUCCGCGUCCUUUUCGCCUCCGAGCGGCGCCUCUGCGACCAAAUCUUCCCGCCGGACGGCGGUGCCGGCGAUGCUUGCUUCGCCGAGGCAGCCCGGAGUGCGGCCGGCCGCCUCUUCGGCUUCGCCGACGCGAUCAGCAUCAGCCGCCGGUCGCCCGAGAAGCUCUUCAAGAUCCUCGACCUCCACGAUGCGGUGUCCGAUCUCCUCCCGGACGUCGAGAACGUGUUCCAUUCCAAGCCGACGGAAUCCAUACGAGUCCAAGCGGCGGAGAUCCAGACCAGGCUCGGCGAAGCCGCGCGCGGGAUGCUGACCGAGUUCGAAAACGCGAUCCAGCGGGAAACUUCGAAGGUUCCAGUGCCCGGCGGCACGAUCCACCCGCUGACGCGGUACGUGAUGAACUACAUCAGCUUGAUCUGCGACUACACACAGACGCUGACGAAGCUGAUAAACCAGCGGCCGAAGAUCGACCCCAACUCCGACGCGGAUCCUCUCAACCGCCAAUUCCAGUUAAACGCGGAUGGGCCGGCCGGCGGGGAGGGGGAGGAGGCCUCUCCCCUGUCCUCUCACCUCUUGUUCAUAGCAACCAUUCUCCAGGCCAACCUCGAGAACAAGUCAAAACUGUACAAGGACCCGGCAUUAGCCCACCUCUUCCUGAUGAAUAACCUACACUACAUUGUACAGAAGGCCAAGAGCUCUCCGGAGCUGCGGCAGAUGAUAGGGGACGCCUGGCUCCGGCGGCACACCGGCAGGGUCAGGCAGCACGCGACCGGGUACCAGCGGGCGACCUGGCUCACCAUUCUGGGGUGGCUCAGGGACGAGGGGAUCCACACAGGCGGCGGAUUCUCGAGUGGGGUGUCCAAGUCGGCGCUCAAGGAGAGGUUCAAAGGAUUCAACGCGGCCUUCGAGGAUGCCCACCGGACGCAGGCUGCUUGGCAGGUGCCGGACGCGCAGCUUCGGGAGGAGUUGAGGAUCAGCGUCGCCGAAAAGCUGCUGCCGGCGUACAGGGCCUUCUUGGGGAGGUUCAGGCACCACUUGGAAGGUGGGAGGCACUCGGAUGGCUACAUCAAGUACUCUGUGGACGACCUGGAAAUCGCUCUCGGCGACUUCUUUGAAGGGUCCCCUGGCUCCGGGCACCACUCCAGAAGGAAAUCUCAAGGGUAAGAGGAUUCAGAUCAAUCUUCAAACAGUUGGGUGCCCAUUUCAUGUUAGGUCAUUGUGGAGGUCUCGUUUCUAAAGGUGUGUCUCUUGGCAUUUAAUUUUUCUGGCUGAUUGGGGGAGUUGGCCAUGAUGGUGGCAUUUUCUGGUUCAGUUCAUAGCAGGAAGCAGGAAAUCAGAAAAAUUGAUGUUUGGGGGUUCAUUAUGAGGAGAACACAAUGAAGUUGAAUUGGUUUUCUUGGCUGUAGGAAGUUGGUAACGUCAUUGAAGAUGAGAUUCUGGCAAAGAUAAGUAGGAAAAAGAAGAACUGGAUGUGACUUGUAGUUUGUAGUAUCGUUGAAGUUACUUCUUUGUUUUGUUUUCCUUUUUGUAGUUUGUGGGGAGCUGCUGGAGAUUAAAUGUGGGUCAGGUUUAGAUGAAGGAUAGAGCCCAUUUGGUUGGUCAAAUAGAGGAAGCUCAGUGAUUUGGGUCUAGGAAAAAGUUCAGUAUGAUCUUAGCUUUCAGAUAAUUCUAGGAUAGAAAAGGUGCAUUUUAGGUUGUCGUGUACUCUUGUUGGUGAUUAAGAUGCAGAAAGAUAGGAACUUGUUUCAUAUCUGAAAGUGCAAUCUGGGUCAGUUUCAAGAUAAGGGGUCAGUGAUUGAUUGGUUGAUGUUGGGCUGUGGGUCAGAUACCGGAAAAGGCUGAAAGUGGGAUGUGGUUCGCUCAUAAUCUUUUGGGUUGUAGGAUUUCUAUACAUAAUCUCUCACUAUAUAAUAUUUUUUUUUGCUUGUUUUAGGAGACAAUGGUUGGGGGAUUGAUUGUUUGAUUCUUUCAGUUUGUUCAGAAAUAAUAAAAGAACCUGUGAUUUUUCUUGA
Nymphaea colorata (pocket water lily) is the source of this 2854-nucleotide messenger RNA. RefSeq names its product exocyst complex component EXO70A1-like. Gene Ontology annotation, biological process: exocytosis. The record is from RefSeq and is a predicted model, not a curated record. Lineage: Eukaryota; Viridiplantae; Streptophyta; Magnoliopsida; Nymphaeales; Nymphaeaceae. Gene Ontology annotation, molecular function: phosphatidylinositol-4,5-bisphosphate binding. The transcript has a single exon. Gene Ontology annotation, cellular component: exocyst. Bases 156 to 2006 code for a protein of 616 amino acids.